This is a messenger RNA of Archocentrus centrarchus (flier cichlid), 3113 nucleotides long. It is a transcript of the gene notchl, whose product is annotated as notch receptor, like. Gene Ontology annotation, biological process: Notch signaling pathway; multicellular organism development; cell differentiation. The coding region runs from base 278 to 2647 and encodes 789 amino acids. Lineage: Eukaryota; Metazoa; Chordata; Actinopteri; Cichliformes; Cichlidae. The record is from RefSeq and is a predicted model, not a curated record. Gene Ontology annotation, cellular component: membrane. The transcript is spliced from 11 exons. Gene Ontology annotation, molecular function: protein binding.
UAGCCGCAGGGCCCUCUGAAAAAAAAAGAGCGAGUGAACAAAGUGGGCUGGGUGGUGGUACUGGAAGGUGUUGGUGGCAGUGGUGAUGGGGAUUUGGUGACUUCACUCAGACUGUUCACUGUGAGCAGCAGGGCUGCAGCUACGGACAGAGCCGCAGAGCCUUUUCACCACAUGAGUCUGAGCGGAGCUUCGGCACAUCUGGAGCAGUUUGUACCGCACAGCUGGACUGCUUAUUGAGAAGGAAGGGCCCGCAGCUGGUGACCAGGACAGCCUGAAGAUGAUGACUCUGAGGACUGUUGUUCUUCUGGCACUGAGCUGGACCUGUCGAGCUGCAUCUGGUGAUCCAUGGAGCAACUGCCCAGUGAACCGGAAGUGUAAGGAAAAGUUCGGAGAUGGGUCGUGUAACAGAGAGUGUAUGGACCCCGAGUGUCUCAGAGACGGCUUCGACUGCCUGAAGGACAGAGGUCCCUGCAAUCCCGGCCACAUUCACUACUGCCGGGAUCAUUUUGCCAACUCCCUCUGCGAUCAGGGAUGUGAUAGCGCGGCGUGUGGAUGGGACAGCAGCGAGUGCUUAAAACACCAGAGCCCUGUGUGGGCUAAAGGCACCCUGAUCCUGCACGUUAGGCUCCCGCAGCAACAUAGCAGCUCCUUCAACCGCUCCGUGCUCUGGGCACUCAGCGUCCUCCUCCUGUCGCCGCUCAAACUGAGAGGCUCCGUGCCCCUCGCCACCACCAGGAACCUGUUUGACUUUAACGCUCAGGAGCUUGGCAACAUGCUGUCACAGACGUCACCGGCAGACUCAGAUGGCUCCCUCUUUUUCCUUCAAGUGGACAACAGGCCGUGCUCCCAUACAACCUCUACCUGCUUCCCUUAUGCAACCGAGGCCGCAAAUUUCCUGCGAGCUGUAAGGGAACUAAACCCUCCCUCUUUCCCCUCCCUGUCAGAGCUGGAGGCAGUCGUCAGCAUUAGAGGUGUCCGAGAGGAAAUAGGAAGCAGAGAGGAGGAAAAGGAAGUCGAAGAGCCGACUCCUGCGUGGCUUUGGGCCGUAGUUGCCCUCGCCAUUGGGCUGCUGCUGGUGCUGCCUCUCGUGGUAUUCCUGGUGGUGAGGAGGGUGAGGCUGAAGCGAGCAAAGAGGGACAGUAGGGACAGGGUGCAGCAGCGGUCUAAAGUCACAGACAGCGACAGCAAAGCCAAGGCCUGGAUACAGCAUGCGACACACCAAGAACAACGCGUCAGAUCCAGCAGAGAGAAGGAAAAGAUCAGCUUGAAGAAAAAGAAAAAGGCCAAGGAAGCCGAAAAAAAGAGAAGGAGGGAACCGCUCGGGGAGGACGCCAUGCGAAUUCGGCCCCUUAAAAGGGACCAGGAUAUAGGAAGCGACACAGACUUUACCCAGAGUUCAAUGGAGGACCUCAGUGUGAGAUGCUCCAGACGUCAGGAGGACGCCUCCAUCUGUGACCACAGGACCCAGGAGCAGAAGCACUACCGGGCUGGAGCCUCCCAGCACCGCAGAGCUAUACAGGCUCCACCUAGAGGUUGGGAGAGGAACGCCAUGCCUCCUCCUCUGCUCAGCCCUCCUCAGCAGUCUGCAGAGUGGUGUGGCCCGGAUGGGUCUGUGGUUCUGAUCCGAGCGGUGCGCAGCGGGCUGGACAGAGUCGUCUUGGAGCUUCUGCGAGCAGGAGUGCCGGUCAACAACACGGAUCAUACUGGGAGAUCAGCCCUGCACUGGGCAUGCUCAGUAAACCACCUCUCCCUAGCAAGGACCCUCAUUCGCUAUGGGGCUGCUGUGGACCUACAGGACAAUAAGGGUGAGACAGCACUCUUCCUCUCUGCCCUCCAUGGCUGCUACGACACCGCCAGAAUUCUUCUUCUUCAUGGUGCCAACCUCGAGCUGCACGACAGGAGGGGGCGUCGGCCAAUUGAUGUGGCCAGAGAGGGCAUGCAUCACCAAGUGCUGGAGCUCCUGUUGGCUCACCAGAUCCAGAGAGGGCCCAUCCCUGUAGACACGGGGAAUGACAUGAUGUGGGAGGAGCGGGCUAUGAUGUACUCACCGUGGGCCGGAUCGCAAGGCCUGCCUGGAAGAAGUGCCUCCUUCUCUGGGAUCAUAGGACAUCGGGAUAUGACCCCACCAGUACAAAAUGAUUGGUCCAUGGGCCGAGUGCAGUACCCUCCUCCUCAGAAUUGGCGACCGCAGCUCAACCAAUCAGCAACAGCGUUCGUUCCUCCACGGGUCAUGGGCCGCUCCCCUCGGCCCAUCAGCACCUUACAGGAGGUGACCUCGGAAGACGAGGAUCGUGACAGGCAUCACGAAGUCCCCAGAGCUGUGACACCUCACUUCCUGUCCCCCCAGCCUACCCCUCGGCAGCGGUCCUUCUCCUGCACCCAGCAUGCACUGCAGCGCCGCUCCAGCGCCCACCAGCCAGAACCCAAUUACCUCAUAGUGGCAGACAGACCAGCCAAUGAGCCCAUAGAAAGGGUAGUUGUUUCCCCUCCCACAGAUGCUGCCACCCCACCAGAACAGCAGCCAGCUGUAAGCAGUGACAGUGUGAUUAGAGCAGAGCCAGCAGCAGUGAGCUCAGCAAACUCAGAGCAGAAGUCCAGAAGUGAGAGGCUGAACAACACGACUGACUCCACACAAACAGCCCUGUAGAAAAGAAAUGAAAACUGAAAUUCAGCUUCCUUUGUGAACGUGAAUAAGAAAGGAAGCGACUGCAUGGACACUCAGUUUUAGUUUGUCAUUAGGUUAAAGCUGAAGGUCCAAAGCUGGACUGUAAUUAUUCGUGUCAGACAGUUUUGCUUUGUCCAUCACUUCUCCAACUAAUACACAACAGCAUUUAGAGAUAUUCCUCCUUUUAUUACCUCCUUGUCUUUUACUCAGCCUCCUGUAAAUUAUUUGUUUGUUUUUAUUUCUUGUUUUAUUGUUAAGCAGAAGGGAUCCUGUUGUAAAUUUCCUCUUAUAGGGCGUGUUCAGAUUUUGUAAAUAAAAUUGAAUGUCUGAGAUGAAUUCAAGUCCAAAUAUGCAACAGCUUGUAUUUUAUUCAUUGCAGAAAAGAGAGAAACAUGCAUAGUUCCACAGAAAUGCGAGAGCUGCAUGCAAUAAAGUAACUUUUCAUGUA